This is a messenger RNA of Penicillium canescens, 1683 nucleotides long. It is a transcript of the gene sidI, whose product is annotated as putative long-chain-fatty-acid-CoA ligase. The transcript has 6 exons. The coding region runs from base 1 to 1683 and encodes 560 amino acids. Gene Ontology annotation, biological process: fatty acid metabolic process. Gene Ontology annotation, molecular function: medium-chain fatty acid-CoA ligase activity. The record is from RefSeq and is a predicted model, not a curated record. NCBI's taxonomy places the organism in Eukaryota, Fungi, Ascomycota, Eurotiomycetes, Eurotiales, Aspergillaceae.
AUGGCUGCUCCAAGAAGUGUUCAGCGCUUGCAGCAGACGCUGUCGCAUGUACAGCCUCCAAAUACUCAGUUGUCUCUUGUCGCUGGUCCGACGGAGCCAGCAUUGCUGGAUAUUACAUUGGGUGAGCUGCUGACGCUUCAGGCACUGCAGUAUGGAGAUGAGACCGAACGUCUGGCGCGAGGCAUGCUAGCCUCGGGUAUCCAAAAAGGUGAUCGGGUGGGCAUCAUGGCAGGCAAUUGCGAGCAGUACAUCUCAGUAUUCUUUGCGGCCGCUCGGGUGGGAGCUAUUUUGGUGGUGUUGAACAACACUUACACCCCUUCCGAGUUAUAUUACGCACUUAAUCAUAGUGAAUGCCGGUUACUGUUCAUGACACCGCGAAUUGGCCGGCAUAACCUCGAGGAAGUCCUUGCCGAACUCGGUUCCAACCCUAAGCAAGCUGGCAAGUCGGAAUCUUUGGAGGAAAUUGUUAUUUUGCGCGAAACCUACAAGAACUUUACCACCUACCACGAUGUUAUCGCCCGCGGCUUGUCGCAAGCCCCACACGUCUUGCAGGACCGCGAGGCGGAAUUGCGUCCAGACGAUGUCUGUAAUCUGCAGUUCACUAGCGGCUCAACGGGCAACCCCAAAGCUGCCAUGUUGACACACCACAACUUGGUUAACAACUCGCGAUUCAUCGGGGAUCGGAUGAACCUCACCUCAUUUGAUGUUCUGUGUUGUCCACCACCCUUGUUCCACUGCUUUGGGCUGGUCCUAGGCAUGCUGGCGGUGGUAACCCAUGGCGCUAAGAUCGUCUUCCCCAGUGAGACGUUCGAUCCCAAGGCUGUUCUGCACGCUAUCUCCGACGAGAGGUGCACUGCGCUCCACGGCGUACCAACUAUGUUUGAGGCAAUUCUCAGCAUCCCCAAGCCCUCCAACUUUGAUACCGCAAACCUUCGCACUGGUAUCAUCGCGGGAGCCCCCGUUCCUAAGCCGCUUAUGAAGCGACUCUUUGAGGAAUUGAACAUGACCGAGUAUACCAGUAGCUACGGUCUCACCGAAGCUUCCCCGACAUGCUUCAAUGCAUUCACCACAGAUAGUAUCCACACACGACUGACCACCGUUGGAAAGGUGUUACCACAUGCGCGUGCCAAAAUCAUUGAUGCGCAGGGCAACAUCGUUCCUGUUGGCCAGCGAGGCGAGCUCUGCAUGGCUGGUUACCAGCUCACCAAAGGAUACUGGAAGAACCCCGAGAAGACUGCCGAAACAUUCAUUACCGAUUCCGAGGGCGUCAAAUGGCUCAAGACUGGCGACGAAGCCUCUUUCAACGAGCAGGGCUACUGCACCAUCACCGGUCGCUUCAAGGACAUCAUCAUCCGCGGCGGCGAGAACAUCUAUCCCCUCGAGAUAGAAGAGCGAUUGACCGCGCACCCUCAAAUUGAACUAGCAUCCGUCAUUGGAAUCCCCGAUCAGAAAUACGGCGAGGUGGUCGGAGCAUUCAUCGCGAUCGCAGGCACCAGCCGACCCACCGACGAUGAGCUGCGCGCAUGGACGCGCGAAACACUCGGUCGGCACAAAGCUCCCCAACACGUAUUUGUCUUUGGCGAGGAAGGAAUUUCGAGCACGGUGCCUGUAACUGGAAGCGGCAAAGUCCGGAAGGUGGAGCUACGGCAAUUGGCGACGGAGGUGCUGGCUCAGCGCCAAUAA